AUGAACCGGGCAUCGAAGAUUCUAUGGAUGGCGACUCUCUCUCGAGCAGCUGCAGAAGAUGGUCAAGACUCUAUGAGAAAACUUGCUCUUUUGCCGUUGACCUUCUUAUCACUCAGUGGAAACACUUCCUAUCUGGCCUCUAUUUUGGCGUCGGCAGUGGGGUUCUUGGAGGGCUAUAGUGUGUCAGAUUUGGAGGCAGAUAUAAAUUUUGUCAAAACCCCAUCCGGCGACUUUGUUGCACAUACACAGCUCAAACUUGUUCCCUACACGCGUUGGAGAGCACCUACGUUAGUAUCCUCUACACCAGUAGUUGAUACAUUACCUUCAUCAAGCACGAAGACUCUCGUCGCGUCACAUCACCUGUCUAUCUCUCAUGUCAUUGCCGACGAGGUGCCGCAUACUUUUUCAGCAGAGGAAGUGUCACAGCUGCAACGUUUCAAAGACAGUUUCAAGAGUAGCGCUUCUGCGGUCGAUUACGUGGCGAACGACCUGCUUCGCACAACAGACUCUGUGAAGGUAGCCAAAGCGGUGCUGCGUUUUUCAGCGCAGGUCGGCUUAACGAUUCCCCGCUCGACGCUACAAGAGCUUGUACAAAGGUUGAAGCCUGAAGAAGCCUUCUUCGCCAGCCGCAUAUGCCAGGAGUUCGCAUUUGAGGUGAAUCUUGAAAGACUCCACCGGAGCAGCCUUAUCUGCUCUCAGAGGAUACUGCAUCUCGUAGAUUCGCCACGCAGGAGACGGGAGGAGAGUAAACUAGAGCGGCUCCGGCGCACCACCUCUCCAAGAUGA
This is a messenger RNA of Leishmania braziliensis MHOM/BR/75/M2904, 786 nucleotides long. RefSeq lists its product as hypothetical. The record is from RefSeq and is a predicted model, not a curated record. The coding region runs from base 1 to 786 and encodes 261 amino acids. The transcript has a single exon. Lineage: Eukaryota; Euglenozoa; Kinetoplastea; Trypanosomatida; Trypanosomatidae.